AUGAACACCAAUUCGAUCUUCGAAAAUCUGAGCGACUUCUCAAAUUGGUACGUGGACAAAAUUCACAGGAGCAAAGAGGACGACGACGCCAAUAUAGCCUUCUUGUGCAAUAGGAAGGAAGCAGUUCUACAAAAGCAUCUCAGCAGCCCCACCUCUUCCUCGGACUGGUAUGACAAAAACAUGUACAGCAAUUAUUAUCUACUGAACAAAAGUUGCGCAUACUUAAAGUCCAAAUGUGUUAAGGAUACAGUUUUAGAUCCAUAUAGAAUGGAGGAGGAACGGACCAAUGGAAACCACCAGGCUAAUCUUCGUUAUGAAAAUGAUGAGAAAGAUGGUCACACGUGUGUUCAGAGUUAUCCUUAUGAUAACGCAAAAGUGCGUAAAAAAAGGACGUUCCAUUUCAAAAUUGAUAAGGAAAAAGCUUCUGAUUUGGGAACAUGUAAUGGUAAUAUAAGCUCGGACAUAUUACUAUAUAAUAGCGAAUAUGAUGAUGGUAAGUACCAGGAUAAAAUAGAGACAUAUGAUUUUUUAAAAGAAUGUGAGUAUGAAAAUGGCACCAAUUCUGCGGACCGAACAAAAUAUGACGAUGAUGGAUCAUCUCUCGAGAUGCUACACAUUCUUGAGAAGGAAAAAGACACCAACAUUUCGGAUAUACAAAAUUUCUCCGUGCGCACACAUUCAUACAGACACAGUGGAGAAACGUAUGCGGAGCAAAAAAAACCAUCAUCGAGUAACAUGUCUAAAUUGAUGAAAAUAAAAUUUUUAAUAAAUAAAAAAAAAAAUUCAUCCAACAGAAAAAAUGGAAGUUCUCCAUUUUCUGAUUAUAAAAAUAACAACACAUUUGUAAAAUUCCUCAUGGCUGAAAUAAAAAUAGAAACAAAGCUAUACAAGUUAAUUUUAUUUCUGUUCCUUUUGAUACUAUUGUCACUCUUUAAGGAUAUGUCUAAUUACAUAGUUAUUACAAGAAAGUGCUACAACAUAUAUGAAAAUCCAAUAAAAUCGAUUAAAAGAAUAUUAAAAUGUGUAAUUUGGGCUUUAAAAAUUGGACAUAAAUUCAGUUCUCCAUUUAUUCUGUAUAUGUUAUCAUUUUUUGGUGUAAUAAUUUUCCGCAUUUUGUUACUUCUCAACAUUCCUAUCUUCCUUUUGUUACUUUAUUGUAAAUUUUUUCUGAAAAAUGAGGAGCCCACUGUUAAGCUGUACCUCCUUUUUGUUGUCAACAUGUACAAAUAUAUUGUUUUCCAUUUUGUUCACAUUUUAAAGAAUUAUUCCAAUCACAUUUGUUUCCGUGAUUUUUUGUCCGUCAUUUAUGUAUCUUUUCAUUUCAUUUUUGUUUCCCUCUAUCGAAUUGUGCACAGAAUUUACGCUCAUAAAGUUCGCUAA
Molecule: messenger RNA, 1380 nt
Organism: Plasmodium cynomolgi strain B
Lineage: Eukaryota; Apicomplexa; Aconoidasida; Haemosporida; Plasmodiidae
Exons: 2
Coding region: 1-1380 (459 amino acids)
Source: RefSeq, a predicted model, not a curated record